This is a messenger RNA of Periophthalmus magnuspinnatus, 2841 nucleotides long. It is a transcript of the gene ggcx, whose product is annotated as gamma-glutamyl carboxylase. NCBI's taxonomy places the organism in Eukaryota, Metazoa, Chordata, Actinopteri, Gobiiformes, Gobiidae. The transcript is spliced from 15 exons. Bases 184 to 2472 code for a protein of 762 amino acids. Gene Ontology annotation, molecular function: gamma-glutamyl carboxylase activity; vitamin binding. Gene Ontology annotation, biological process: peptidyl-glutamic acid carboxylation. The record is from RefSeq and is a predicted model, not a curated record.
AUUCCAGGGUCUGCUCCUCCGCCUCUGCGUGUCUGCCUGCGGUGUGCGGACUGUGACACGUAAUUCUGUCCGUUUCAUUGCUGUGACAGAGCGAACUUGUCUCAUUGAACCCUGCAAAAAGAGGAGAGUUCACAAAUCCAAUGUCGCCAAGCAGUACCCAGUUUAUUGUUGAUCAUUUGUAAUAUGGAGACGCAGGAGGCGGUGGCAGGUGCUCUUAUGGGCAGUCAUGAAGGAAAACCUGCUGCAAAAACAGACAAAAAAGCUUCACAGAAGGAACAACCCCUAUGCAAAAACAGAAUGGAGCAAAUUUUUGGCUUUACAACAAAGGACUUACAGUCCUGGCAGAGUUUUGUGACCCUCCUGAACCGCCCCAUGGAUCCUGCAUCACUGGGUAUCUUUCGGUUCUUGUUUGGUAUGCUCAUGGCCAUUGACAUCACACAAGAGCGUGGCCUCAGUCACCUGGACUGGAAGUACCUGGAUGGAGCUCCCGUGUGCCGCUUCCCACUCUUUAAUUUUUUGCAGCCACUUCCUCUAGACUGGAUGUACUUUGUAUACCUGGUCAUGUUUUUUGGGGCUGUGGGGAUCAUGCUUGGUUGUUUUUACCGGCUGUCCUGCAUUAUGUUCUUAUCAACAUACUGGUAUAUCUUUUUUCUGGAUAAAACUGCUUGGAACAAUCACUCCUACCUUUAUGGCCUGAUUGGAUUUCAGCUCACUCUAAUGGAUGGCAAUCGUUACUGGUCUUUAGAUGGACUAAGGAAACCUCACAUAAGAAAUGCUCAUGUGCCACUGUGGAACUACACUGUGCUCAGGACGCAGAUUUUUAUUGUUUAUUUCAUUGCUGGAAUCAAAAAGUUGGAUGCUGAUUGGGUGGAGGGAUACUCCAUGUCAUAUCUGGCUCACCACUGGCUUUUUGACCCUUUUAAACUUAUUCUUCCAGUCGAGUUAGUGAGCCUGCUUGUGGUGCAUGGAGGCGGCCUCAUUUUGGAUUUGACAGCAGGCUACCUACUUUUCUUUGACGUAACAAGACCUUAUGCUUUUUUCUUUGUCUCCUAUUUUCACUGUAUGAACUCUCAACUUUUUAGUAUUGGAAUGUUCCCGUACACAAUGCUGGCCACUAGUCCACUUUUCUGCUACACCGAUUGGCCAAGGAGAUUGUUUACACAUUUCCCAGACUUUCUCAAGCCUGUCCUGCCAUUUAGCUCACUAGACAUUAAGUCCAGCGCUUCAUGUGUGUAUGAUGAGGUACAGAGCAGCACUGAAGGUCAGGGGACUGCACCUGUUAAAAAAUCCUUCAAACUAAGACACAAGCUGGGAGCAAUUUUCACCAUCGCUUACAUCAUGGAGCAACUUUUCAUGCCAUAUUCCCAUUUUAUAACACAGGGUUAUAAUAACUGGACAAAUGGCUUGUAUGGCUACUCCUGGGAUAUGAUGGUUCAUGCCCGCACCCAUCAACAUGUGAAGAUCACCUACAAAGAUGGAAAAACAGGAGAAAUUGGAUAUUUAAACCCAGGGGUGUUCACCCAAAGCCGCCGCUGGAAAGAUCACGGAGACAUGUUAAAGCAGUAUGCUACCUGCCUAAAUCAACUGCUUCCACGUUAUAACAUCACUGAUCCUGAAAUUUAUUUCGACAUCUGGGUGUCAAUCAAUGAUCGUUUUCAACAAAGGAUCUUUGACCCCCGUGUGGAUAUUGUGAAAGCAGACUGGUCACCUUUCCGGCAAAACCCAUGGCUGAUGCCUCUCCUUGUUGAUCUUUCACCUUGGAGGACCAAAUUUCAGGAGAUAGAGGGGACUUUGGAUAACCAAACUGAAAUCGUCUUUAUCGCUGAUUUUCCAGGUCUUCACUUAGAAAACUUUGUGAGUGAGGAUCUUGGAAACACGAGCAUCCAGAUUUUGCAGGGUCAAGUCAAUAUUGAGAUAGUCGAGGAGAAAAAGAACUACACUCUAAAAAAGGGGGAGCAGACACAAGUACCUGCAGGAGCCUACCAUAAAGUGUACACCAUUUCUGAUGGCCCCUCAUGCUAUAUGUACAUUUACGUCAACACCACAGAGGCUGCACUUCAGAAAAACUUCACCAAGCUUCUAGAAAUUCAGGAACGAGUUCGCAAUGGGACAGAAACAGAACCACUUUCCCCUGAGCUGCAGCCUCUCCUUGCUGUAGAUGAAGGAUCAGAGGUCAAUGCCACAGACCCAGUAGUACGACUCUUUCUGAAGAGACAGCGGCGUAUGAAAGAAGUGAAGAAGCGAAGAGAGGCGGGUAUAUUAGAGAGAUUUGACCGAUUUGUGACCAAAAAAUACUACACAAUUAGAAGAGGAUUUUUAAUGACGGCAAUUGCUAUGCGAAAUCUGGCUGUGGGUCUUCCCCCAGUGGAACAGCUUACCAGAGAAGUUGCCUAUGCCAACAUGAGGGGGCCCCAAAAUGAGGGUCACCAGGAUGAAGCUCUUAAAGAUGAAGUUGGUCAUAGUGAACUCUAAAAGUGGGCCAUAGUUGUACAGGUUGCACAGGAGCUGCCUCACAUAUCAAUUUCAACUACUGUUGGACUGUUACUGCUCUGGGACUUUUAAAGAACUAAUUUUAUGACAUUUCUAUUUUUUUAAGCUUGAUUUUUAUAUUCAGAAUUCUAAAUAUUUUGGCUGUGAGAAUGUGUAGAUUGGGCCAUUUAGUGUUUAUAUUACGACAGAUGCUGAAGGUUUAAUUAGUGAUGUGUUUACCCACAUGCUUUAAAGAAAUUAGCCUGUUCUUUGUAUAAUUAUUUGCCAUACAUUCUGAUGUAAAUGUUUUAUGCAUUUUUAUCUAUGGUACAAACAAAAUAAAUAUGAAUAAAUGAGUUAAUUCAAUACAUG